AUGAAUUUAGAAACGCUGAAACAGGGGGCUCACAGUGAUCAAAUUCAUAAGGUUUUAGUACAAUUGGAUACCGAUCCUCAUGAAUCAGUGGAUCUUGAAACCUCUAUGGUUCUUAUUAAGUUCGUACUUCCGGUAUAUCCAUCACUGCCGGAAAGAUCGAAGAUGAUAUUGAGACAACUAAUCUCUAAGUCGUUAACAUUUCUAUCUCAGCUCGUCACUUUCUCUAAAACAAUAAGUGGGCGUGAUGGAUUAGAGGAGAUAAACAUAUAUCUAGAUGUUUUGGAAGACGUUGUUAGUCUCGAACUGGGAUGUUUAAAUUCUCAUUUAGAGGCAAGCAGAAAUAGCAAACUAGACCGUGAUAAUGUCAAGGCUUUAUUUUUCGGAAGUAAGCUAUUUAAUCUACUGGCUGGGCGAAUUGAUAUAGCGAAGUAUUUAGGAUACCUUCGCCUUCAGUGGAAGUUUCUUUUUGAAAACAAUAAGACAGUUAAGUUGAACCCGCCUGGCUUCCUAGGAGAAUGGUUGGUAGCGACGUUUCUGCUCAACCCUACGCUUGCAACGGAUAUAAUAUUGGGUGAAUUAUUCUUGUUGGAAGAGUCAUAUUUCUCUUCAUUUCAGAAGAUAGUGUCAGCUAGUAGACCACUGGAGCAAAGAAGGCUUGUUGCUAAGUUUUUGUUACCAUAUAUUCAAAUUGGACUAAGCGUUGAAAACUCUAACGAAGUAAGGAAGAUCCUGAGGCGAUUUGAUCUAGAUAAAAUCGUGUUUCUAUCUGUAUUAUUUGAUAUACAGUCACUUCCCUUGAAGGAAAUCAUAGUUCGUCUAAUGAGUAAUCACUCUUCUAUGAAAUUUGUCAGUGCUUUAGUUAGUAAGUUUGCUGAUUUUGCUGAUGACGAUGUGGAUACGAAAACCUGUGAAUUGCUUGUACUCUUUAUAGUACACAAUCUUAGUUCACCUCAGAAGGAACAUAUAUCGCAUGAUGAUCAGUUUUUAACUGCUGUGACCAAACAUUUGGGUAGCAAUGAACACGAAGCAAGGGAACGGGCAAUGUUUAUUGCUAAGCUUUUAUCAAAUGGUGAUUUGAAGUAUGAAAGUGAUUUUGAAAUCAGUAUACCGAAUUUGAAGUUCGAUAGUAACAGUGAGAAUGAAGCGAUUAAUUUCCAAACCUUACGAAAUUCAUCUAUACUCAAUAUCCAACUGGGAGUUGGAAAGGACAGGAUUACAGAGAUUUCAAGCCAUGUUCAAAGCCUUACGCUGGACUGUGAUGAUAGCGAUGAUGACGAUGAAGAAAAUCAUGUUAAGCGGAUUGUAUUCUUAAAAGAUUUGAUGAAAGAGUAUGAACAAACUGGUGAAACUCGAAAAGCUCCACUACUGCCACUUCUAAAACAGACAGUGAAAUUGGUACGGCAAAAGAAGGAUUUUCCAUUAGAGGUUGGUUAUUACGCCCAGGCAAUUUUGUCGAGUAUUGCAUGUCUGAAUAAUGAGUUCGAUGAAUCGCUCUUCGAGCAGUGGAGAAUCAACGCUUUAGUAAGUGUAUUGGUCAUUCUGCCAAACAAGGUAACCGAUGCUACAAAUAUUCUAUUCAAUUCAGAAUUGUCAUUACAGCAAAGAAUGUCAUUAUUAUCGGCCUUAGGGCUUUCUGCAAGGGAGUUAAGGGGAUUUGACGAUCCUACAACUAUGAAACCUCAGUUCGAUUUUCCUACUAAUCGUUUACCGUGGGAUAGCCAGAGUAACAACACUGGUAAGCUAGUUGAGGUUCAAGAAUUGCCUAAUAUGAUAAAGGAGACGAAAACAGUAUGGAAAUCUAAAAAACUCAGCAAAGACCAAGAAAAGGAAACGCACAAUUGCUUCCAGAAACAUGCCAGUAUAUUCUUCUACCCACUGGCACACGGAUGGCUCAACGGAAUUGACGUAGGUACAUACAAUCAACUCUUCAAGUCGCAUUAUUUAAAGACAUUGCGUAUUAUAUACUCUUGUGCCAAUCCGGUCCAUGAUUUCGAAUACAUGACCGAAUUGAUGGACCGUGUAAUUAGUUUGGCCAUAGAAGAAGGAAUUCCUCUUGAUCAGAAUUAG
Saccharomyces mikatae IFO 1815 is the source of this 2067-nucleotide messenger RNA. It is a transcript of the gene TEL2, whose product is annotated as Tel2p. Gene Ontology annotation, molecular function: Hsp90 protein binding; telomeric repeat DNA binding. NCBI's taxonomy places the organism in Eukaryota, Fungi, Ascomycota, Saccharomycetes, Saccharomycetales, Saccharomycetaceae. Gene Ontology annotation, biological process: protein stabilization; telomere maintenance via telomerase. The record is from RefSeq and is a predicted model, not a curated record. Gene Ontology annotation, cellular component: cytosol. Bases 1 to 2067 code for a protein of 688 amino acids. The transcript has a single exon.